Molecule: messenger RNA, 418 nt
Organism: Eutrema salsugineum
Lineage: Eukaryota; Viridiplantae; Streptophyta; Magnoliopsida; Brassicales; Brassicaceae
Product: protein IDA
Exons: 1
Coding region: 40-276 (78 amino acids)
Biological process (GO): floral organ abscission
Source: RefSeq, a predicted model, not a curated record
UUAAAAAAAAAAAAGGAAGAGAAAAACAGUUAUUGUCAAAUGGCUCCGCGUCGUGCGAUGGUUCUUCUCUGUCUUGUUCUGUUUCUGGCGGCGAGUAGUUCUUGUGUGGCUGCUGCAAGAACCGGAGCCACGAUGGAGAUGAAGAAGAUGAAGAAAAGUAAGAGCUUAGGGUUUAAAUACAACCAUAUUUUUGGUUACUUGCCCAAAGGCGUUCCCAUUCCUCCUUCUGCUCCUUCUAAGAGACACAACUCUCUUGUUGACUCUCUUCCUCAUUGAUUUCAUUACUAUUUUUUUGUUUUGUUUAUUCAAUGUUCUUUUUUGGGUUUAAUUUUGUAGAUCAGAUCAACAAUAGUUUCGUAGGAUAUACUCUUUGUAUAUAUUUGCAUACGUCUAUAUAUAUGGACUAAUAUAUGUUUAA